UUUGGUGUAUAUGUUGAAAACUGUGCUAAGAAAUUAAAAUGGUAUGAAGUUUUAAACAGCACAUUAUAUGAACCAUUAGAGUUAUUACAAUUUAUAAAUGUAAAUCAAACCGUACAAACAAUUAGCAAAGCAUUCUCAAAAGUAGCAUUAAGUUCGAAUGACUUAUUACUCUCUGGCAUCCUUGAUAUAGAAUCUUUGAACACCUUAAACUCACCUAUUAAAGAAGCCUUACGUACAAAAAAAUUAUGGUCUGCUGUUAAAGAAGAUUUAAAAAUUAAACCAUUACUUGAAGGCUUAAAAGAAUUUAUUAUUAAUUAUGUUAAUACUGAUAAUGCCCCAAUAUCAGCUCCAUUUGACAAUAAUUUACUUUAUAAAACUCGUAGCUUGAUUGACGCAGUGAGGCAGACCUUUGUAUUAGAUGGUCCAAUAAAAAAACCUGAUAUUUAUGGAGUAGUUGAAAGUGAAACUCACUCUGAUCUUAAACUUUUAUUGGAAACAUUUCUGGAAUUUUUUAUUAUUGAUAAAAAAAUAGCACCAUUUUCACGUUUAAGAAAACUAGAGACUCUUGAAAUUCCAUUUAAUGAUGGUUCUACACAAGAAUUAAUCAGAUUAAUUCAGGUAUUAUACACAUUUAGCAUUUAUAUUGAUAAAAAUUUGGAAAUCAUAAAGUUAAUUGAGGAGGAAUCACCAGAAAUAGACUGCAAUGCUGCAGUCAUUUCAAUUGACACUGGCAAAAUGAACAUCUUUAUCAGAGGAUAUCAAUCACCGUUAAUCUUAGGAGGACAUGAAAAGAUGUCAUUACCCAAGAGCCUCGAAGAUCAAGAGGAACGAUGGACGCCAAGUCCACAUUUACGAAGUUUUAAUAAAAUUAAUCUGAUGUUUUUACUAAGAACAUCUGCUAUUGUUCUUACUUCUUCAAAGCUAAAGCAAUUUGAGUAA
Molecule: messenger RNA, 939 nt
Organism: Dentiscutata erythropus
Lineage: Eukaryota; Fungi; Glomeromycota; Glomeromycetes; Diversisporales; Gigasporaceae
Source: the annotation of a GenBank genome assembly